AUGUCCAAUCCGCCCGCUGGCCAGAGGCGACGGCUCCAGAUCAAGCUUCCCCGGCCGAAACCGCCACCCUCUGAGCCAGUCAACGGCGGAGCCAGGGUGGGCUUGCGCAUCUCCCUCAAGAGGAGGCCCAGCCGGACCGCUCCGGAUGAAGAGGACGAGGACGAAGACGACGAGGACCACGGCGACAGUCGAAGUGAUGGCAGCGGGGACAGCCAGGCCGUCGACGAGGAUGAGGACGAGGAUGACGCCCAAGAACAACAAGAAGGAGAGAGUGACGAUGGCCGCAGUGCCGUAGGCAACCGCAGCGUCGAUGGCGAAGAGGCCAGGGACGACAGCGAGCAAGACAGCGACGAGGACGAGGACGAGGACGAGGACGAAGAGGAUGACGACGACGACGACAAUGGCAGCCCAUCUCGUCACCAGGCGCACGGCCGUCGCGAGGAGGACAUGGAUCAAGACGAGUCCGACGACGGCGGACGCACCCACCACUCGGCCCCUGCGAUGCCGGCCAUCUACUCUUCGGGCUCGAGAUCCAGGCCAAUCAAGCGUCUCCGCUCCAAGGGCCUCUACGACGCACUGCCCAAGCUCAUCGACAACCUCAAGCGGCGGGACAGCUACAAGUUCUUCUGGGAGCCCGUCGACCUCGAAGAGGUGCCCAACUACCUCGACUUCAUCGAGCACCCCAUGGACCUUGGCACCAUGGAGAAGAAGGUGCAAGACAGGCUCUACUCGCACAUGGACGAGUUCAAGCGCGACUUCCAGCUCGUCGUCGGCAACGCCCAGACCUUCAACCCGCCCGGCACCCUCUUCCACGGCGAGGGCAGGAAGCUGCAGCACUGGGGCACCCGCGCCAUCGAGAGGGAGGGCAUGGCCGUCAACGACAACGGUCGCGCAGGCGUCAAGGGUGACUUGCUUCGGCGAUCCAGGGAGGCGAGCCGCCUCGGCAGCGUCGGUGUUGGCGCCGGCACGAGCCCCGUCGGCGACGCCGUAGGUGGGGGUGGCAGCCGCGACAGCGUCGGCGCCGGGGAAGGCGAGGGCCUGCAGCCCGAUACGCCGACGCUCGACAGAAGACCGAGAAAGUCGUUGCGCAUGGCGCUGGCCGGCAACGCCGGCCUGGACGCCCUCUUUGAUGCCGCACGCCUCAAGCCGGGCGACGAGGCUCGUGCUGCGGCAGCGCUGGCCCUCGCCACUGCAGGCCGAUCUGGUGGCGGCGCCAGCCUCGACCUCAUGGACGUCGACAUGGACCAGGAUGGUCGUGGCAUCGAUUCGGAUGGCGACGAGCAGCCGGACGCCGCAGCGGAGGAGAAUGCGGGCGGAAGGCGGAGCGCAUCGCUGCGGGAAAGAUCGGCGACCGCCGACCAGGGCGGAACGGUGCUCGGCGGCCGGCGGAGGCUCGCCACCGUCACGGGGACCCCGCUAGCGGCGUUUGCGCGUGAAGGCGCAGCAAUGGCCAAGUCGACGCCGGCGAGCAAGAUCAAGCCCAAGCACCGCCUCGGGCCGGUGGGCACGCCCAAGCGGCUGGCCGCCAGCUUCAGCGCCAGCCGCAGCGGGACGGCGACGCCAUCGUCAAUGAGAGCGGCCGUGACCAGUCAGGCAGCCACCGCCGCUGCCGCUGCCGCCCUCGCUGCAGCAUCUGGCUCGGCCUCGGCCGUGUCUGCGCCGGCAGCGUCCACCAACUUCGUCUACGCGCCCGACGGCUCCAUCGAUCCCAACGACAUCGACGACCUCCACUCGUUCUUCACGCUGCGCGACCCCAAGCGUCCGAUCCUUGUCCCGACGAUCGAGUCGCUUCAGCCGCUCGCCUUUGUCCCGCAACAGCACUCGGAUCGCGCCGCGACAGUCCAGGCGGCGUCCAAGAAGAAGGACAAGGACCGCGACCGCGAUGAAAAGGACGGUGCCAAGGAGGGCGAAGGGGACAAAGAGAAGGAGCAGGAGAAAGAAAAGGAGACGGAGACGGAAAAAGCAGACAAGGCGGACAAGGAGAAGGACAAGGACAAGGCGAGCAAGGCAGACAAGACGGACAAGUCAGACAAGGCAGACAAGGCAGACAAGACCGAGAAGGCGGACAAGGCAGACAAGACCGAAAAGGCGGACAAGGAUCCGCUGUCGACGCUGCCGCCAGUCCGGCCUGGCGUGCCGGAUGCGCUCUUCACGGCCAUCGCACCGUCGCCGGAGCCGUACGCUGCCAACUACAGCCACGAUACCUCGGUUCUGCCCGACGACCUGGCGGCCAUGCCUUUCCAUGUACCAUCCGGGUCUUUGGGAGCGGGAGCGGAUGCGGGCGCUGCUGCGAAACCGUCGCUUCCCACCAGCUACGAGAACGUGGCGUACGCGCAGGCGCUCCUCAACGAAGGGCGGCCCAAGAAGCUCAAGGACAAGGAGCUCGAGAAGGAGAAGGAGUACACCGAGGACUGGACCCAGUACCGCCCGCACCUCGGCCGGCUGCUCGAGGCGCGCGACCUGGGACCCUGGAGCACCUUGCCCGGUCCCCCCUUGACCACCACGAGCGGCGGCGGCGGCGGCGGUCUCAAGCUGCGGGCCGAAGGCGAGCAGGGGCUCAAGCAGCGCCUCGAAGCGUCGCUGGACGGUCGAGGCGUCGACGUGCCCGAGCUGAGCGACCUUGUCAUGGCGUCAGCGGCGGCUGCUGCUGCUGCUGCCGUGCCCGCUGCGGGAGGCCGGCGAGGUGCCGAGAUGUUGGCGGCCUGGAGCGAGCGCACGCUUCGCGACAAGGUGUGGAAGGGCGCACUCGGCGAGGCAUACGCGCGCAGCGUGGCCGAAUUUAUCGGUGGGGCCAUCGACUCGCCUUUUGUGUGGCAAGAAGGCGAUCCGAUGCCGGCCUCGGGCGAUCUCGACGCUGCAGCAGGGGCGGUCGAUGCGGGCGUCCAGCUCAAGAGCGAGGCGGUCGAGGACGAAGAGAUGCAGCCGCGCAACAGUCCAGCACCGACGGCAGACAUGAACCCCGCCACCGCCACCGCCAACGCCACGCCGACACCUGCACCUGCACCUGGACCCACCGUUUCGCAGGCGAUUCCCUCGGAAGCGCUGCUGCCCAUGCCGCUAGCGGACUACGUGGCCAAAACCGUGCUCGAUCCGCUCUCGUGCGGCAUGCUCGGCGUCAUGCGGAGCGUGGAGCAGCACCUCGUCUCGCAGCCGACGCUGACGGACGCGACAACAUCUCUGAGCGCGAAGACUGCGACUGAGCGGCUCGCCGACGGCCUCGACGACGCCAAAGAGGCCGAGGAGAUGCGCUCCAUGAUCGAGCACGUCCUCUCUACCUGA
Pseudozyma flocculosa PF-1 is the source of this 3279-nucleotide messenger RNA. RefSeq lists its product as uncharacterized. Bases 1 to 3279 code for a protein of 1092 amino acids. NCBI's taxonomy places the organism in Eukaryota, Fungi, Basidiomycota, Ustilaginomycetes, Ustilaginales, Ustilaginaceae. The record is from RefSeq and is a predicted model, not a curated record. Gene Ontology annotation, cellular component: nucleus. Gene Ontology annotation, biological process: regulation of transcription by RNA polymerase II. The transcript is spliced from 2 exons.